This is a messenger RNA of Girardinichthys multiradiatus, 971 nucleotides long. It is a transcript of the gene bnip3la, whose product is annotated as BCL2 interacting protein 3 like a. Gene Ontology annotation, cellular component: mitochondrial outer membrane; nucleus; mitochondrial envelope. The transcript is spliced from 6 exons. The record is from RefSeq and is a predicted model, not a curated record. Gene Ontology annotation, biological process: positive regulation of apoptotic process; mitochondrial outer membrane permeabilization; defense response to virus. The coding region runs from base 85 to 792 and encodes 235 amino acids. Lineage: Eukaryota; Metazoa; Chordata; Actinopteri; Cyprinodontiformes; Goodeidae.
GUUUGCCCCCUGCUGAUCCCGAGACUGUCUCGACGCUGCGCCUGCGCAGAUCCGUGUUGAGCGUUAGAACUAUAGUCAACAAAUAUGUCCACCGCUCCUGCACCUCAAAACAAUAACGAAGAUCCGGGACUGCAAGGCUCCUGGGUAGAGCUGGAGCUGAAUGGCAAUACAGGGGCAGAGAGUAGGCAGACCAGCCUGCUGACAACACCUGCUGAAGACCAAAUCAAUGCAAAUGCAGGCAUGAGUCAAAGUCUCCAGCCUUUAGAAGAGGCUGAAAGUGAUGAAACCCUGAUUGGAGGACUGGAGCAUGUGCCGUCAUCAUCUUCUAUCCAUAAUGGAGACAUGGAAAAAAUACUCCUGGAUGCUCAGCAUGAGUCCAGCCCGAGUAAUUCAUCCUGUGUGAGUCCUCACAGACCACCAAGUCCAGAGCAGGAUGAUGGCCAGAUAACAUUUGAUGUAGAGAUGUCCAGCCCAAGAGGAAGUCAGUCAGAGGAUGAUACUGCAGACAAGGACAGAGAGGAUGACAUCUUGAUGAACAAAGAAAUAGAUUGGGUGGCCAAUUGGUCCAGUAGGCCUGAAAACAUCCCCCCAAAGGAGUUCCACUUUAGACAUCCCCGACGUUCAGGAUCUUUGAGUAUGCGGAAGAGUGGCGUCAUGAAGAAAGGUGGCAUCUUCUCUGCUGAAUUCCUAAAAGUUUUCAUUCCUUCGCUGCUUAUCUCACACAUGCUGGCUCUUGGCCUUGGGGUGUACAUUGGGAAAAGAAUCGCUACAGCCGCCACCAGCUCCUACUGAGCAGAACAUGAAGCAGUGCCUGGGUGUUCUCCUGUCUCCAAGCCUCCCAAAUGCCUCCUGUAGUCCAGCUCUCACUGUCUGCAUCUGUCCUACACCCACAUUUUUCUUUUCCAGUCUGAAUUAAGUGGUGUCACAUUGUAGGUGUAGUCUUACUGAUUAUGUGGUUGACACUGAUGGGG